Colletotrichum destructivum is the source of this 481-nucleotide messenger RNA. RefSeq lists its product as uncharacterized. The transcript has a single exon. Bases 98 to 391 code for a protein of 97 amino acids. NCBI's taxonomy places the organism in Eukaryota, Fungi, Ascomycota, Sordariomycetes, Glomerellales, Glomerellaceae. The record is from RefSeq and is a predicted model, not a curated record.
CAUACAUCAAACACAAUAACUUGUAAUCACCUUUCAUCAAGCCACUUCCCUCCAAGCCACAUAUCCUUCACACAUAUCAUUACCAUCAACCGCAACAAUGAAGGUCUCCGCCGUUCUCCUGAUCACCGCCGCCUCGGCCGCCCUCGCUGCUCCCGUCGCCGCCCCCGAGGCCGCCCCCGAGGCCGCGCCUGAUUACGCCAACUACGGCGACUACUCCUACAAGGAGUACGCAACCUAUGGCGACUACGAGGGCGCUCCGGCCACUCCGGAGACGACUCCUGCCGCGUACACCAACUACGGCGCCUACGAUGGCGUUCCGGCUCCUACCGCGUACACCACCUACGGCACGUACAAGCGCGCUGUCGACUGGGUCAAGAGCUUCUUCCAGUAAGACUCUUGCCUGAUAGCAUUGGGGAAAUUAGCAACGAGCGAGCGUUUAACACCACCACCCGCCAGCGCUAUCUCUCUCCCGCCCCCUCUU